This is a messenger RNA of Syngnathus typhle (broad-nosed pipefish), 1456 nucleotides long. It is a transcript of the gene coq2, whose product is annotated as coenzyme Q2 4-hydroxybenzoate polyprenyltransferase. The record is from RefSeq and is a predicted model, not a curated record. Gene Ontology annotation, biological process: ubiquinone biosynthetic process. Gene Ontology annotation, cellular component: mitochondrial inner membrane. Lineage: Eukaryota; Metazoa; Chordata; Actinopteri; Syngnathiformes; Syngnathidae. Bases 215 to 1348 code for a protein of 377 amino acids. The transcript has 8 exons.
ACAAUGAUCUUAAAAUAUUAUUUUCCCGCUUACCCUAAGCCUUAAUAUAUAUGUUUGUUUAAGCUUUGCAGUUAAAAAAAUAUUUAUUUUUGACCAAAAGAAGACUCGUUCAAUAAUUGUUUCCAUCCGGAACACUUUCGAGGAUGACCACCCAACACCAGUGAUACAAAGGUGAAAGGUUAUUGAUGGGCCUGCUGAUGAAGCCCCACAGUGAAUGACCUCCCCGCCUCCCACCCGAGCCACCAUGCUCCCACCCAAAUUCACACGCUGGGGCACGCUCAUUGCAUUCAGGAUGUCCCAGUGGGGUCCCACCCGCUGCUCCGGCCUUUGCACGCUCCCCAAAGGAGAAGAGCCGCAGCCCAGAACGUUACGGCCCAGCAUUCGUAAAAGCGGCUCAUCAUUUAUUGCUCACGGAAGGAGAGCGUUCAGUGUGUCUGCAGCGACGAUUGUGAACGCGUCCCCAGCUCCUGUCCAGCCGUAUCUACGCUUGAUGAGGCUGGACAAACCAAUCGGCACCUGGCUGCUGUACCUUCCGUGCACUUGGAGCAUCGCCUUGGCUGCUGAGCCGGGCUGUCUCCCUGACUUGGGGAUGCUGGCCCUGUUCGGUACGGGCGCCGUGCUGAUGCGUGGUGCCGGCUGCACUGUCAACGACAUGUGGGACAAAGAUUUUGACGAGAAGGUGGCUCGGACGGCCACGCGGCCCAUCGCGCGUGGCGACAUUUCCCGCCUGCAGGCUUUGGUGUUCCUGGGAGGACAGCUUUCGCUUGCUCUCGGCGUGCUUCUCUGUCUCAACUAUUACAGUAUUGCUCUGGGCGCCGCCUCUUUGACCCUUGUGCUCACAUAUCCGCUAAUGAAGAGGAUCACUUACUGGCCCCAGCUGGUGCUCGGUCUGACCUUCAACUGGGGGGCGCUGCUGGGAUGGGCCGCCGUCAGAGGAGUCUGCGAUUGGUCCGUGUGUCUGCCCCUCUACUUCUCCGGAGUCAUGUGGACGCUCAUCUACGACACCAUUUACGCACAUCAGGAUAAGGAAGAUGACAUCAAAGUGGGCGUCAAGUCGACAGCGCUUCGUUUCGCCGAGCAGACCAAACCUUGGCUGAGCGGCUUCACGGCGGCCAUGAUGGCGGGCUUGGUGACGGCGGGGAUCCACGCUGAGCAGACCGGCCCAUAUUACGCCAUCCUCGCUGCAGUCACCGUUCAUCUAGCGCGCCAGAUUUCCACUCUGGACAUUGACAAGCCGGAGGACUGCUGGAAGAAGUUUGUAUCCAACAGGAAUCUUGGACUCUUACUACUUUUAGGAAUCAUUGCUGGUAACCUGUGGAAAGAAAGGCGGGAAACAAUCUCGUUGUAAGGAUUGGAGAUGAUCAUGUAAUAUUUUGCUUUUCAUCUGUGCAGUGACGUAGAAAACUACACAAAAAGCACACAAAAAUUGUGAUUAUAAAUUGUGAUUUACAUAUUA